Molecule: messenger RNA, 4083 nt
Organism: Plasmodium vivax (malaria parasite P. vivax)
Lineage: Eukaryota; Apicomplexa; Aconoidasida; Haemosporida; Plasmodiidae
Product: splicing factor 3B subunit 1, putative
Exons: 1
Coding region: 1-4083 (1360 amino acids)
Biological process (GO): spliceosomal complex assembly
Cellular component (GO): U2 snRNP; catalytic step 2 spliceosome; U2-type prespliceosome
Molecular function (GO): mRNA binding
Source: RefSeq, a predicted model, not a curated record
AUGGGGGCGAAGCGCAGCGAGUACGAUGCGGGGAAACGGGAGGGGGGCAAGAAGCACAACUACGGCCACGAAGAAAUGAACGGAGGGACUCUCGGAGGGGCCCACGGAUGGGGCCGCCUGGGCGGGGAAGUGCAGUACGACCUGGAGAUAGAGACCCACCUGGAGGAGGAGGACUCGGCGAACCGGGUGGGAAGUGGCCCAGUCGGCACAGUCGCCCCUGUCAGCGGAGCCCGACGGAACCACAUAAACGUGGGCACCCUGAAGGAUGAAGUGGUGCAAAACGACCUGAACAAUGACCACCUUGAUGAUGAAGCCCUCGGGUUGGUAAAAGAUAAAUCCAUUAAAAGGAGAGAAAAUGAAUUUCAGCGGAGGAAAUACGACUACAUGUUAUCUCCUGGGAGGGCCGACCCCUUCGGAGAGAAGAGCCCCUCCCCCGGGGAGAGAACCUACGCAGAUGUGAUGAUGGGUAUUAACAAUGAGAGCCACAAGAGGAAGCUCGCCAGUAGCGCUUCCAGCAGUGCUGCGAAGGGGGCUGCCAAGGAGGCUGACGCGGGGGGGAAUAGAAAGAUGAGGUGGGGGGUUGCGGAAGGCGACGGCGCGGGGAGGGAGUCUGGCGAGGUUGCCACGUCAAGCAGAGCAAACGAAGGGGUAAAAAAGGAGCAGGGCAAAAGUAAGUGGGACGUCUUAUCCGAAGAGGAGAGCAAGUCCACCAGCUUUGGCAACAUGCCUACGCCCGCCCCGGCCAAGUGGGUGGACACGCCGCUCGUCCUGAACGACGGGGGUGCAGUGAAGAGGAAGAAAAUCUCCAGGUGGGACAAAGUCGGCGAGGGGACCACCGCGUCGGCGGCGGAUGGGCUCGCCCAGAGUGACCUGAUGAAAACGCCCAGAGUGGUAGCCGCUGGAGGGGUGGCCCUUGGCGGGAUGGCUGCUGGCGGGAUGGCGGCUGGCGGGGCGACCCCCGGCGGCCUGCUCAAAACGCCCUACCUCGUGCCGGGAAGUGGCAACUUCGUCAACACGCCCUACGUGGUGAACCAGUUGGGCAACGCCCCGGCAAUGUUCACGCCGAUGAUGACCCCGGGAGUGGCUUCCCUGGCUACGGACUCUAUAAUAAGAAUGAAAAUAAAAAACGAAAUGGAGAUCCGAAACAGGCCUCUAACGGAUGAGGACCUGGACGAGCUGCUCCCCUCCGAAGGGUAUGAAAUUGUGCAGCCCCCAGAGGAGUACGAGGCGAUAAGGAGGAAUAAGUUAAAAGCGUUUUUUAAGACCGUGGCGAGCGCGGCGGGGACUCCCCUUCUGGUGGGAAGUGGAGCCACUGGAGUGGCCACCUCUCUGCAGGGGGACAAAACGGGUGAGCACCCCCCAGGAGGGUUGCAAACCCUGUAUGCAAAUAACAGCAGGAUGGAUGGCACUCUGCUUAGCGGGACGCCCUUCUACGAACUCCCCACCGCGACGGCAACGCAGCUGAAGGACGCAGAGGGGGGAGGGGACGCACAGACUCUCCUACAGAGUAGACAGCUAGAAAUUACCAACCCACAGUUGUUAAGCGAGUUAAAAUAUGUUCAGCUCAAAAGUGAAGACUUCAUAUACUUCAGUAAGCUCUUCCAAACAGUCGACGAGAGUGACCUAUCCCAGGAUGAGUUGAAGGAGAGGAAGCUCAUGAUUCUUCUUCUGAAGAUAAAGAAUGGCACCCCUUCUGUUAGAAGGACAGCUCUCCGGGCCAUCACAGAUAAGGUGAAGGAACUAGGCCCAGAAACGCUAUUCAAUUUGAUUCUCCCCCUAAUGAUGCAUAAUACAUUGGAAGACCAGGAGAGACAUCUCCUCGUGAAAGUGAUCGACCGGAUUCUGUUCAAACUGGAUGACCUAGUCAGACCGUAUGUUCAUAAAAUUCUGGUGGUCAUCGAACCGUUGCUAAUAGAUGAGGAUUACUACGCCCGAGUGGAGGGGAGAGAAAUUAUAAGUAACUUAGCCAAAGCAGCGGGGCUAGCCACGAUGAUUGGAAUUAUGAGGCCAGAUAUAGAUCACCCGGAUGAGUACGUUAGGAAUACCACCGCAAGAGCGUUCGCUGUAGUCGCGUCGGCGCUGGGCAUUCCCUCUUUGAUUUUAUUUCUGAAGGCUGUCUGUCAAUCUAAGAAGAAUUGGGAGGCCAGACACACAGGGAUAAAGAUUGUGCAGCAGAUUGCCAUCCUGAUGGGUUGUGCUGUGUUGCCUCACCUGAGGCAGCUCGUUUCGAUCGUAGCACAUGGGUUGCAUGACGAGCAGCAGAAGGUGAAGACCAUCACUGCGCUCGCCAUAGCCGCGUUAGCAGAAGCAGCGGCACCGUAUGGAAUUGAAGCGUUUGACUCGGUGCUGAGACCUCUUUGGAAGGGCAUCACAGAACACAGGGGUAAAGUCUUGGCAGCGUUUUUAAAAGCCAUCGGGUUGAUCAUCCCGCUGAUGGACCCCUACCAUGCGAGUUACUACACGAGGGAGGUGAUGGUGAUCCUCAUAAAUGAGUUCAACUCCCCAGAUGAGGAAAUGAAAAAAGUGGUUCUAAAGUGCGUCAAGCAGUGCAUCCAAACGGAGGGCAUCGAAAGGGAUUACAUCAACCAAGAAGUGGUGAACCCAUUUUUUGAGAAAUUUUGGGUUCUAAGAAGUAGCCAUGAUAAGCGGAAUCUGCAUCUGAUAGUCGAAACGACGGUGGAGAUUUCCAACAAAAUAGGAGGAGCAGUGGUCAUUGCGAGGAUCGUGGACGACUUGAAGGACCCCUCUGAGCAGUUUAGGAAAAUGGUCAUGCAGACCAUCCAGAGUAUCGUAAACAACCAGGGGGUUGAUGACAUAGACCAGACGUUAGAGGAGCAGCUGAUCGAUGGGAUUCUCUACGCCUUUCAGGAGCAGGCCUCGGAAGAUUACUACGUUUUGCUGAACUCGUUUGACGCCAUUGUGAAUAAGCUGCAGAUUCGGAUGAAGCCGUAUCUGCCCCAAAUCGCGGGGAUCAUCCGGUGGAGACUGAAUACGCCUCUUCCCAAAAUUAGACAGCAGAGUGCAGAGCUCAUCGCCAGAAUUGCCAACCUGAUGCACCUCUGUGAGGAGCACCAAAUGUUGGGCCAUCUAGCUCUCUACCUGUAUGAGUACCUGGGGGAGGAGUACCCAGAAGUGUUAGGGAACAUCAUCGGCGCGUUGAAAUCCAUUGUAGUCGUUUUGGGCGUGCAGAACAUGACUCCACCGAUAAAGGACCUCCUCCCGAGGGUAACUCCCAUUUUGAAGAAUCGUCAUGAGAAGGUGCAAGAAAAUGUCAUCGACUUGAUUGGCAUCAUUGCAGACAAAGGAGGAGACUUAGUCUCUCCCAAGGAAUGGGACCGCAUCUGCUUCGACCUAAUUGAAUUAUUAAAAUCGAAUAAGAAACUAAUCAGGAGAGCAACUAUCCAGACGUUUGGCUACAUCGCCAGGACGAUCGGACCCUUCGAAGUGUUAACAGUUCUACUGAACAAUUUACGUGUCCAGGAGAGACAACUAAGAGUGUGCACCACCGUUGCCAUCGCGAUAGUCGCGGACACAUGUCUCCCCUACUCCGUCCUAGCAGCUCUGAUGAAUGAAUAUAGAACGCAAGACCUCAAUGUGCAGAAUGGCGUGUUGAAAGCGCUCUCCUUUAUGUUUGAGUACAUCGGGGAGAUAGCCAAGGAUUACGUGUACGCAGUGGUGCCCCUACUGGAACACGCCCUCAUGGACAGAGACCUAGUGCACAGACAGAUUGCCACCUGGGCUUGCAAGCACUUAGCACUAGGCUGCUUUGGACUCAACAGAGAGGACGCACUCAUCCAUCUGCUCAACUACGUGUGGCCAAAUAUUUUUGAAACCUCUCCCCAUCUGAUACAAGCCGUCAUUGACUCCAUCGAUGGGUUCAGGGUGGCCCUCGGGCCAGCCAUCAUCUUCCAGUACCUCGUGCAGGGCAUCUUCCACCCCUCCAGGAAGGUGCGCGAAAUUUAUUGGAAAAUUUAUAACAACGUUUAUAUCGGCCACCAGGACAGCCUCGUCCCGGUCUACCCCCCCUUCGAGCGCCUCGCCGACAGCAACUUCGCGCGCGACGAGCUGCGCUACACGCUGUGA